UUUUGUUUUGGAAUUAGGUGUGGUGUGAUUUCCGUACUGGACUUCGCUCGGGUUGUGACUUGACUCUCCGGGCGCGAAGAGAAGGUUGUCUCCUCCUCCUCUUCUCCUCUGCCGUCUCCUCCUCCUCCUCCUCGUCGCCCUCCCUCCUCCUCCGUCUUCUUCUCCACCGAGCAUCUGGCUGGUAUCCACCAAGAAGAGAGAUCCAUUUCCAUUUCUAUUUGACCGACCGGUCGAUCAAGUGGUGGUUGGGUUCAGACGACCGUCAACAGGCGAUCCGUUUAUCGGUCAAUUGGAAAGACAGACGGACCAACAGAGACGGAUCCAUCAUCCAUCGACCGACCGACCGAUUUUUCUUAUCGAUCCAUCACCAUCAUCUACCGAUCUAUUUGUUGCUGUUGAUCUAUCGCCGGCCUGGGCAUGCCGAAAAGAAAAGAAAAGAGAAAGUGAAGGGAUCUUUAUACAUGCCUCUCCGUUGUUCACCCAUGGUGCGAACGAUUGACGGGUGUUGCUUUGCCUGAAGAAUUUUUGCUACGUUUGCGCUUGUCACCACCAUUCAGUACGUCAACGGCGGCGGCGGCGGCGGCGGCGGCGGUGGCUACGACUGUCGCCGCUUAUAGCUGACGACUCUCUCGCUUCUCGUCAAGCGACCUGAAGCACACUUGCGGUUUGUAGUUAGUUUCUCUGUCGUUCGUGUGUGUGUGUGUGUGUGUGUAGCCAGGGUUGAAAGAAGGUGAGGAUGAAUACAGAAGAAAAGGCGGUGGAGGGAGGGGAGGUCGUGUCGGCUGAGGCACAGAAGGCAAUAGGAGAGAAGACGGAGGCGGAGAGGAAUGGUGAUGAACAAAAGGAGCAGGGGGCUGUGCUGAGCGGAGGAGAAGGGAAACAAGGGGAGGAGGAGUACGUCAAAGUGGAAGCUGAGGAGGAGGAGGAUAAGAUGAUAGGGAAGGAGAAGAAGGACAAGGAAGAAAAGGGUAAGGAAAAUUCGGUGAAAGGCGGCGGCGGCGGCGGCAGCGAAGCCACGCCCUCGUCGAGCUCUUCCGAUGAAGCGGUCGAGGAGGAUGAUGACAGACUCGAGCUUGCUGAAGAUGGCGAUGGUGACGACGAAGGAGAAGAGGAAGACGAUGAAGACGACGACGAUUACGACGAAUUAGACGGUGAUGAAGAAGAAGAAGAAGCAGCAGAGGAAGAAGAAGAAGAUGAAGAAGAUGGUGAUGCCGAAACGGAGGGCGUCGAGAGUGGAAGCAGUGAUGAUGAAGAAGAGUCGGAGGGUGAGCUGGAAGAAAUUGUUGUGCUUACGUGCGUUCUUAAUCAGGCACGUGGGCUUCACCGUGGAAGGAAGAUAUGGCGGCGAAUAGCUGUACCCGCCGAGUUCUCUUUGCUCGAGCUGCACGUAGCGCUUCAGAAUGCAUUUGAUUGGGAGGACAGUCACCUUCACAGUUUCUGUCAGCCGCGAGAGAACCCAUUUCCCAACGUUUCGACUCUCCCGCCCAAUUAUGGAAGGACCGAUUCAAGCUCUCUAUUGUCGCUGGAUCUCGACUCCCUGGAGGCCAGCCAGGUGCGUACCUAUCAGUUAGUGGUUGGUACAGAAGAUCCGUACGGUGAAGUCCUUGUUCCUGUCGAGCCGUCGAACAAGGAGAGCAGUACUGUCUUCAUUCAGUAUCCUUUUCUGGAGGAGGCAGGCGGUGUCUCAGGUGCAACCCCCAUCAUUGUCAAAGCGGGUAUAAAGCAGAUUCUGGAGGAGCGUGCUUUCAGGGUUGGCAACAUCUUGAGUGAGCAACAGCCUAUUCUUAUGUACGAGUACGACUUCACGGAGAGUCACGAAGUGACAAUUGCCUUUGGAGGCAAGUACCUGUCUACAGAGGGUGUGCAUUACCCCACAUGCUUGGCUGGGGCUGGGGCAAGCCGGGCAGAAGAUGGCAACGACAUGGACGAGGAUGGAAAUCUCCUUCCCAGCUACAAUUACGACGAGUUUGCUGUGACGGAGGUACUUGCCACUGCUUAUCAUCUCCCCUGCCCUUUGUCGAUCAUGUGACUCGAGAUAAUGGGAAAAAAAAAAAAAAAAAAACUUUGCUGCUGCUUAUCAAUUCUCCCGCCCUUGUUUCUGCUCUCUUUGUGAAAGGAUUAUUCUAAUAAAAAAAAAGUAGACAAUGCAAGGUGUCUCUGUGUGUGUGUGUGUGUGUGUGUGUGUGUGUGUGUGUGUGUGUGUGUGUGUGUGUGUGUGUGUGUGUGUUUUCAAUACACAGGGAAUUCUCUUUGUUUUGUACACGAGGAUGUGGAUGCCUUUGUUAAGUUUGUUUAUGUGUUGCCACGCGUGCUAAACACAACUUUUUAAUGCAGUAAAAGCGGGACGGUGACAGACUGGUCCAAGCCGGGAUAAAAGACGCCAGAGUCG
Messenger RNA from Chara braunii, 2389 nucleotides. The record is from the annotation of a GenBank genome assembly. NCBI's taxonomy places the organism in Eukaryota, Viridiplantae, Streptophyta, Charophyceae, Charales, Characeae.